CGAGAGCUUGCCUAGCUUAGGGAUUAAGCGAGUGAGGGAGUGAAUAGGGCGAGCACGUGGCUCCGCGACUCCGGCUCACGCACGCUAAGCUUUCUCCGGCGAACCAAGGGCCCGAGCUUCAAAACAACCAAUUCACUCCUGCUCGCAGCACAUUCACUCGCUGGAUCAAGUGAAGCCAGUUGGGGUCCAAGCAAGACAUGAUUUUGGGUUCCACCCCGAGGCUUCCCACCCUACGAUACCCUCUUCCGCCCGACUCGUGGUUCCUUCAGAGCAACGCCCGCAAUCCGACAGCAGGCCAACCCGACAAUGGCUUUCAGAAAAGCGAACCAACCAACCUUCAACCUCUUCAGUGGCGAGGCAGAGCCACCUCCACCAGUCCGGGAGCCAUUGCGCGAAACCUUCCGAACCACCCUCCGCACCUCACAAAAUGCGCCACAUACCGUCGUGCCCUCCGACUCGGUCAAUGAAGAGCUGCGAGCGCAGCUCAAUACCCUCCGAUACGAGCUCGAGACAGCGAAGCAGGAGCAGGAGAAAUUGAAGCUGGAGCAUGAGAGCGAGAUCCGAGAUCUACAAAAUCGCGCCGAGGCGGAUUUCAAGAAGGCGCAACAAGCGGAGACGGCGAGCAAUCUGACGGCCAAGAAGUAUGAGACGCUACAACGAGAGCUUUCAGAGGCGCAGACACGGAGUGUCAAUGAGAAGCAGGAUCUAGAAAGGCGGCUGCGAGCAUCGCACGAGAAGGCUCAGCAGUUACAGGAGGAUGCUGAUGAGCUAAAGGACGAGCUGGCGACUACACAAAGGCAGAACGAGCAUCGGUACAACACGCUGCAAGCGGAGCACAAGUCGCUGAAGGAUUCGGUAGAAGAGGUCAAAGCGGACCUGGACGCCAAAGUCAAUGCGCUACAGACGACGCAAAGGAAGCUGUCGCAGAAAGAGGAGGAAGUCGGAGAGCUGGAGGCAGAAGUCCUGCGACUGAAGGCGAGCACUGGCGAUGCGGAAACAUUGGUUGUUCUCAAGCGCGACUUGUCAGAGCAAAUCGCGUACGGCAAGAAAAUGGAGACCUUGACACGAGAACAGAAUGCGGAACUGAAGCAGUAUCGGAAGCAACACAAGUCCAUCGAGGUCGUGGAAGAGGAGAAGAGGACGCUACAGAACAAGCUUCGUAUGAUGGAUGACCUGCAGCGACAGCUCAAUGAGGCAGAGCUUAGGAAGCAGAUCCUGGAAGACGAAAGGAAUUCAUGGACCUCAUAUUUGGAGACAGAAGCCGAAGGCGAUGCACAAUUCGAGACGCCGGAGGAUCUCGCACGAGCUUUUAUUCGAGAGCGACUAGAGAAGACCGACCUGAUGAACCGACUAGGAGAGAUCAAGCCAGAGCUCACCGUCAAAGAAGCCAACAUCCAAGCGCUAGAAGACGAAAAGGCUAAACUACAAGCUGAAAUCCAGCAACUUAAAACCACUGGCAGCACCGCCCUUAACCCUAACGAAGCCAAAGCCCGCGCCCGACUAGAGCGCCAGAAAGCCCUCGCAACUAAAGAGGUUGAAUUCCUCCGCGCCCAAGUACAAGCCUUCGACGACGAAGAGCGCGAAAUGCAGCCGGAGACCUUCGACGCCGCGAAAACAACCCGCAUCAAAGAGCUCGAAGACCUCGUCGACCAGUACCGCACCGAAAUCUCCACACUCCAGAAGGAAUUCUCCAGCAUCGAGCAACAACAGCAACCUGCCACUGUAGCAGCAGGCCAGAAGCGGCCCUUCGACACUACAGACACCGACGAAAUAGACGAACGUGUGGGCGAAUUGCGCCGCAAGAAUCGACAGCUACAGGACGAAAUGAAUGCCCUGCAAAAGCGCCUCAAGCUCAUGGAGUCAGAGUACAAAGCGCAGCACUCACAGCUCAAGAAACUGAAAGAAUCCUCACGGACGCGGAUUCUGGAGUUGAAAUCAAACCCGACGGCUGACGCAGAGGCCCUCAAGCUCAGCACCGUCCGCACCUUGCGAGAAGCAAACGAGCAGCUUCUAGCACAACUUCAAGGCACAAACCCGCCAUCCGCCGUCCCCCUUGCCACCCUCACCGCGGCACAAGACCAACUCGCCGAAGCCCAAUCCCUCAUCGCCAGCCACGAGAAGAAAAUAAAACGCUUAAAACAAAUCUGGACCGCAAAGUCCCUCGAGUUCCGCGAAGCCGUCGCCUCCAUCCUAGGCUGGAAGCUCGAUUUCAUGCCCAACGGCCGCGUCAAAGUGACCAGCAUGUUCCGGCCUGCGGACGAAGGCGGUGAAAAUAGCAUCGUGUUUGACGGCGAGAAUGGAACUAUGAAGGUCAGUGGCGGGGAGCAGUCAGCUUUUGCGAGCGAGAUCCGCGAUCAGAUUGUGUAUUGGGUGGAGGGGAGGAAGGAAAUCCCGUGCUUUCUGGCAGCGUUGACGUUGGAGUUUUGGGAGAGGGGGAAUGCUACGAGGUCGCUGUGAGGGGGCGAGGAGAUUGUAUGAUACAAAUGUUAUGGGAGGGUAUGGCGUUUGAGGAGUAUGUGUAGGAUACUAUCCUGAGAAAGGCUGCUAGUAUUGCAGCGGUGCGAUUGGUAUCUUCUGGAUAAUACCCUUCUGGGUUUGUUCCAUU
Messenger RNA from Trematosphaeria pertusa, 2605 nucleotides. Its product is annotated as MAD-domain-containing protein. Gene Ontology annotation, cellular component: nuclear envelope; kinetochore; mitotic spindle. The transcript has a single exon. The record is from RefSeq and is a predicted model, not a curated record. Gene Ontology annotation, biological process: mitotic spindle assembly checkpoint signaling; attachment of mitotic spindle microtubules to kinetochore. Lineage: Eukaryota; Fungi; Ascomycota; Dothideomycetes; Pleosporales; Trematosphaeriaceae. Bases 307 to 2457 code for a protein of 716 amino acids.